Messenger RNA from Capsella rubella, 1136 nucleotides. Its product is annotated as thymidylate kinase. Lineage: Eukaryota; Viridiplantae; Streptophyta; Magnoliopsida; Brassicales; Brassicaceae. Gene Ontology annotation, biological process: dUDP biosynthetic process; dTTP biosynthetic process; dTDP biosynthetic process. The transcript is spliced from 4 exons. Gene Ontology annotation, molecular function: dTMP kinase activity; ATP binding. The coding region runs from base 132 to 923 and encodes 263 amino acids. The record is from RefSeq and is a predicted model, not a curated record. Gene Ontology annotation, cellular component: cytosol; nucleus; cytoplasm.
UUUCUCGACAUCUUUCAGAGUUCAACGCCGUCGACUUGUUCCUCUCCAACCAGCGAGUCCGGCGACCACCUGUCGAGCUUCUUGUUGAUGUUGGUUCUAGUUCUUGCAGAUUUUUAGCUGCUGAUAAGGGCAUGAAACGGAUCUGCUCGUUUUCAAGUGUUCAGCUUUUCUCUACAAGUUUCAGAGCUUUAGCAGUGCCACGUUCCUUGAAUUAUCCCUUGCAGUCUCUCAAGCGUUCAUCAGUUCGGAUGGAGAUUGGUAACUUAUGCUCUGGUCUGAGAACCGAAACUAGCUCGCAGCCAAGGGGAGCAUUGAUAGUUCUUGAAGGUCUUGAUCGCAGCGGGAAAUCAACGCAAUGCGCUAAGCUUCUCUCUUUCUUGGAGGGUUUAGGACAUCCCACUGAGCUCUGGCGAUUUCCUGAUAGAGAGACCAGUGUUGGUCAGAUGAUAUCCGCAUAUCUCUCUAAUAAGUCUCAGUUAGAUGAUCACACAAUUCACCUCCUUUUCAGUGCCAAUCGAUGGGAGAAAAGAUCAUUGAUGGAGGAAAAGCUUAAAACAGGAACAACACUCAUUGUGGAUCGUUACUCAUAUUCUGGUGUAGCUUUCUCAGCAGCUAAAGGUCUUACUAUUGAUUGGUGUAAGGCGCCGGAAGUUGGAUUGUUGGCUCCAGAUUCAGUACUUUACCUCGACAUUUCACCUGAGAGAGCUGCUGAGAGAGGUGGAUAUGGAGACGAGAGGUAUGAGCGAGUGGAGUUUCAGAAAAAAGUCGCAGACUUUUAUCAAACUCUACGCGAUUCUUCCUGGAAGAGAAUAGAUGCAGGUGAAGCCAUGGAGGAAGUAGAGAAGAAGAUUCAAGAAGUGGUAUUAGAUCAAGUCAAAGAGUGUAGUAAAGGAAAGCCUCUGAAUCUCCUCUGGUCAUCUUAAUGGAUUCUAAUCAAAUCUCCAAGUGUUGUUUUAUUGAGUCAUACAUAGUAAUUUACAAGUUUGUGAUUUUGGAAGGGAAAGUAUAAUUGAAGAAAACCACUAGAGACAUGAUACACUGGUUUGGGCUGUAUAGAAGCCCAUUGAUAGAUCCAUUUUUAUAUUUGCUAGCGUCAGUCAUGACGUCUCCAUCAAUUAUAUUUUCGUGUAAACUAA